This is a messenger RNA of Brassica rapa (field mustard), 1520 nucleotides long. Its product is annotated as E3 ubiquitin-protein ligase SINAT4. Gene Ontology annotation, molecular function: zinc ion binding; ubiquitin protein ligase activity; protein binding. Gene Ontology annotation, biological process: multicellular organism development; ubiquitin-dependent protein catabolic process. The record is from RefSeq and is a predicted model, not a curated record. NCBI's taxonomy places the organism in Eukaryota, Viridiplantae, Streptophyta, Magnoliopsida, Brassicales, Brassicaceae. Gene Ontology annotation, cellular component: cytoplasm.
GGCUCAGAUUCGAUCUCUCUUUCUUUUCUCCCUCAUUUUCAGAGAUCAACGAAGAAAAGCAUCCGCCUUUCCCAGAAACGGCGACGAGAGAAAGAGAGAGGAAGGGGGAAGAGACAGAGUCAGAGUCAGGGCCCGAUUUGGUUUCCCUGUAACAAAAAAAAUUCAGUUUCCAUCUCUCAAUUUUCUUUCCCUUUUCUCUCUUCUCCAGAUUUGUCUAAUCGAAUCCAUUCUCAAAGAUUACUGUAUCUGUUAAUCGGGUUUGAAAGAAACGAACUUUCAUUUCUGAGAAGAGAGAUUCUAAAAAAAAUAGGGAAGGGGAUUUUUUUUUUGACCUAAUUUUUUUUUUUGAAUUUAGGGGAUUUUGUUUUUGUUUUUGUUUUUUUUCAAUUUUGUGGAAAUGGAUAUGGAUAGUAUGGAAUCGUCGACGAGAAGCGUUCAGAACGAUGAGAUCCAUCACAACGGAACUUUCCACUUCUCUUCCACCAAGAGCCACGGCGGCGGAGGCGCCGCUUCUCCCGCCGUCGUUACCAAUAUAGUCGGUCCCACGGCGACUAGCGUCUACGAGCUUCUCGAGUGCCCUGUCUGUACCUGUUCUAUGUAUCCUCCUAUCCAUCAGUGUCACAAUGGACACACGUUAUGUUCUACUUGUAAAGUGAGAGUUCAUAACCGGUGUCCCACGUGUAGACAAGAGCUUGGUGAUAUAAGAUGUUUAGCUCUUGAGAAAGUGGCCGAGUCCCUUGAGCUGCCUUGCAAGUUUUACAACCUCGGAUGCCCUGAGAUUUUUCCUUAUUACAGCAAACUGAAGCACGAGUCUCUUUGUAACUUCAGACCUUACGGUUGUCCUUAUGCUGGCUCCGAGUGUGGUGUCGUAGGGGACAUCCCUUUUCUUGUUUCUCAUCUCAGGGAUGAUCAUAAAGUCGACAUGCACGCUGGUUCCACUUUUAACCACCGUUACGUCAAGUCUAAUCCGCGUGAAGUGGAGAACGCUACUUGGAUGCUAACCGUGUUUCAUUGCUUUGGGCAAUACUUUUGCCUCCAUUUUGAGGCGUUCCAGCUCGGGAUGGGUCCGGUGUACAUGGCGUUCCUGAGAUUCAUGGGUGACGAAGAAGAAGCACGGAGCUACAGCUAUAGCUUAGAGGUGGGAGGCAGUGGGAGGAAACUAACGUGGGAAGGAACACCAAGAAGCAUCAGGGAUAGCCACAGGAAAGUAAGAGACAGCAACGACGGUCUCAUCAUCCAGAGGAACAUGGCUCUCUUCUUCUCCGGAGGCGAUAGGAAAGAGCUUAAACUUAGAGUCACCGGUAAAAUCUGGAAAGAGCAACACAGUCCAGAUUCUGGGCUUUUCAUGCCAAACCUAUCUUCCUGAUCGUUCAUGCGUUCUCCUUUUUUUUUCUCUAUCUUUGAGAACGAAAGUUGUAUGAUGAAUACGUUUACACACUUCUUCUUUGUCUGUAUCUUAAACGUAUCUUGAAUGAAUGUGUAUCUUAUCACACGUUAUUAAAUCUCGUUUGUUGGAACUA